Molecule: messenger RNA, 1182 nt
Organism: Coniosporium apollinis CBS 100218
Lineage: Eukaryota; Fungi; Ascomycota; Dothideomycetes
Exons: 4
Coding region: 1-1182 (393 amino acids)
Biological process (GO): D-sorbitol catabolic process
Molecular function (GO): zinc ion binding; L-iditol 2-dehydrogenase (NAD+) activity
Source: RefSeq, a predicted model, not a curated record
AUGUCUGUUCAAACAAGCUCCUCAACCGGUCGCCAAGUCAGAGCGUCGGUAUUGCAUGGCGCGAAAGACCUGAGAAUUGAGAGCCGCAGUCUCCCAUCUCCACUCCCCACAGAACUCCAAGUCUCCGUCCGCGCAACCGGCCUCUGCGGCUCAGACCUACACUACUACAACCACUACCGCAACGGCGACAUCAUCGUGCGAGAGCCGCUAUCCCUCGGCCACGAAUCCGCAGGCGUAGUCGUAGCGGUAGGCAAAGACGUUACCGGCUUCACCGUCGGCGAUAAGGUCGCCUUGGAAGUGGGACAGCCAUGCGGCAACUGCCAGCGGUGCGGAGAGGGCAGGUACAAUAUCUGCAAGCAGAUGCGUUUCAGGAGUUCUGCAAAGAGCUUUCCGCAUGCGCAGGGGACGCUGCAGGAGAGGAUUAAUCAUCCGGCAGCAUGGUGUCAUAAGCUUCCGGAGAACGUGUCACUCGAUCUCGGCGCGAUUCUAGAACCCCUCGGCGUAGCGAUCCACGCAUCGCGGAGAGCCCAGCUGCCCAGCGGAAGCACGACUUUGGUCUUCGGUGCAGGCGCUGUAGGCCUUCUGUGCGCGGCAAUGGCAAAGAUAUCCGGCUCCACCACGGUUGUGAUAGCAGAUAUCGAUGCAGGUCGAGUUAACUUUGCUGUGGAGAACGGGUUUGCGCAUCGAGGAUUCACAGUACCGAUGAAGCGAGGCAAGACGAUUGAAGAGAGCUUUGAGAUUGCGCGAGAAACCGCAGCCUCGAUCGGCGAGGUCGAGAAGAGCAGUGGCGAGCCGGUGGGAGAGGUUGAUGCCGUGUUUGAGUGCACGGGGGUUCCGUCCUGUCUGCAGGCUGCCAUAUAUGCAACACGGCCAGGCGGCAGAGUCAUGCUGAUUGGCAUGGGGACACCGGUUCAGACACUACCGAUCUCCGCAGCAGCACUCCGAGAGGUAGACCUCGUGGGCGUUUUCCGAUAUGCGAACACGUACCCUACGGGCAUUGAGGUUGUAUCGAAGAAGGCGCCUGACUAUCCGGACUUCUCCAAGCUGGUCACGCACAGGUACAAGGGCCUUGAGUCGGCAGUCAAGGCCUUUGAGAUGGCUGGCAAGACGAAGGACGACUCUGGGAAAUUGGUUCUGAAGGUUGUGAUUGAGACGGUCGAUGAGGACAAGGCGCACUUGUAG